GCCAUCUCUCAGGCGUUCCAGAAACUUGGAUGGAUACUAAAUAUAAAGAAGGGAGAGGUUGGGUCAGUCAAGUAGCGCGUGAUAACUAUGAAAAGUUGCUGGAGGUACGUCAAACUCAGCAGACACAAUCUUCUACGACCACCUCCAGUGUGAGUACUGCCACAACUGAGGUGGACGACAUUGUCCUUGUUGAGACAGUCUUUGGACGCCGUCGGGGCCAUCAGACAGGACUUGGUCGUAGGAUUCGCUCGAGCACGGAACGUGAAGUGACUGACACACUUCAACCACCGUCACCGCCCCCUACUGCACAAGAGAUGCGGGAUGUGGUCCAACGUCUCCGAAUCGUUGAGGAGUACAUGGCUAGACUUGGUGGAGCCUCAGGUUCUGGAUCUUCUCAGCCAGGUGAUGGUCAGGAUCCGACACCUCCUACUCAAUAGGAUGCUGGAGAACAUUAUUUAUGACUUUAUACUUUAUGUAAUUUGACUUUAGGAAAAUAUUAUAUAUCACAUUCUACUUUAUUUAGACUUACUUUGUUUUAUUGGAACAUUAUAUUUAUAAAAUUUUAUGAUUAUUAAAUUUCA
This is a messenger RNA of Humulus lupulus (European hop), 581 nucleotides long. RefSeq lists its product as uncharacterized. The coding region runs from base 30 to 437 and encodes 135 amino acids. The record is from RefSeq and is a predicted model, not a curated record. The transcript has 2 exons. NCBI's taxonomy places the organism in Eukaryota, Viridiplantae, Streptophyta, Magnoliopsida, Rosales, Cannabaceae.